AUGGCGGAGGAAGAUUUCCAAGAUUUAAUCCAGGUGUCUAUGGAGGCACCAGAACCUGUUCAAGCUGACGGUCAGGAGAACGACCUCGAGGUAUCGUGUGGUGGCAAGACGAAGUUGUACCUCAUGGGAUUGCCGAAUUCUGGAAACAGGGUCGCGUCUAUCCUAAUAAACCCUACGGGCGGGGUCGCUAGAGUGAAGUUCUUGACAGAAUCCCUGGAAGAUGUCCAGAUCAGCGGUGUUUCACCUCAGCACGCUGAGCGGUGGCUGAGGAACAGCUCUCGCUUACUAUCAGCGGUCAAACAUUCCUUGCGAACCGUGCCAUCAACUAGCAAUGUCUGUCAGAUGAGAGUGACACUGGGUUCCUUCGUUUUCGACCAAUACCGUGUCCCAAUGGAUUUGCGCGCUGGAUACUCUGUCGAUGACUUCGACGGAAUGCUGCGUCACGAAAUGAGCAGUGGCCAUCUCGUAUCUGGACUUAACCUUAGCCAGCAAUUACUCCUAGAUCGGAUUUCCCAAGCAAGCAGGCUAUUCGCCCUCGAACGUGGUCACUCGCCAGCUUCCAACAUCCAGCACGCCGUGAAGGUAGAGUUUGCAUCAAAAGAAAAGAAGUCUCUACAUUUGGAAGUGGACUUCAAACUGUCCGGGAGACAUUACGAACAAGUCAAGUCUCGAUGGGUGGAGUCGCCAAUUGUGAGACCGUCUGCUCAAAACCGACCACUGCUGCAGGCUGUGAUGAUAAAUCCUGAGAGAGCGGAUUGGGAGCUGAAGAUAAGAGAAAAAUUGAUACUGGAUGCAGAUCAGAUUAGCGUCUCCAUGCGUGAGUUUCAGCAUCAAAUUCGACUCCGUGAUAGCGUCGUUGAAGAAUCUCUCUCGACGAAUCCAAAACGACGCACGAUAAUCCCCAGCGGCUUCGCAGUUCGUCGUCUCAUGGAAAAAGCUGCAAUGCGAUUUCCUAUCCAAGGAACAGACUACAUCUUGGAGGUAGCUCGAUAUGAUGUGUAUGAUCCGAAGCCGAAACAAGCACGCGAUGCAUUGUCCGCCGCACAGAUGGAUUUCAAACCUCCGUUCUCAACUUGGGAGGCAGUCAUAUUGGGUGAGAGUUGGGAUCGGGAAAUGGUAAAUGUCGGUAAAUGGACGUACGGUCGCAACGUGAACAUCGAUGCAGGUCUCAAAAAAUUCUUCAAGCAGAAACAAGGUGAAACACAGAGGGCCGCUUUUGAGCGCUUUAUCAAAAUUGUCACUGACGUGGCAGGGCUUUGGGAUCAAAAUGGCUCUCAUCUCCCGGAACUUAUGUCUGCCAUUGAGGGCACGCUCAUUGAGUUGGAUUAG
This is a messenger RNA of Talaromyces atroroseus, 1329 nucleotides long. RefSeq lists its product as hypothetical. NCBI's taxonomy places the organism in Eukaryota, Fungi, Ascomycota, Eurotiomycetes, Eurotiales, Trichocomaceae. The record is from RefSeq and is a predicted model, not a curated record. Bases 1 to 1329 code for a protein of 442 amino acids. The transcript has 4 exons.